Molecule: messenger RNA, 1428 nt
Organism: Fusarium fujikuroi IMI 58289
Lineage: Eukaryota; Fungi; Ascomycota; Sordariomycetes; Hypocreales; Nectriaceae
Product: probable relatd to E3-like factor in the SUMO pathway
Exons: 5
Coding region: 1-1428 (475 amino acids)
Biological process (GO): protein sumoylation
Molecular function (GO): zinc ion binding; SUMO ligase activity
Source: RefSeq, a predicted model, not a curated record
AUGCCCGCUUCGCCACCAGUCAUCCAAGAAGCCGUCAACGCCAACGAUCCCGUGCGCCUGCAGCAGAUUCGCCAGAGCGUGCACAAUUCCAUCUCGAGCUCUCAAACCGGAUCUUCGCCCUCUCGGUCGAACUACCCGAUUUCACAUGGUCAUGCUUCCUCAACACCUUUUGGGUUGCACAGCAUGUCGUUCCCUAGCACCCACGCCAGCCUGUCUAAUGGUCAGCGGCCUGUGGUUAACUUCAGCUCGUCAGUGGCACUCACCUUCAAACCGAGCCCGUUUUAUCAGAUCGAGGCGGUUGCUGGUGAUAUAAAGACCUGCGAUGUCAUGUCGCAGCACCGUAACACGAUAACCUAUCCCAUUAGACUAGACGAUCAUCCUGUUUUACAGAAGUGCGUUAACGACCCUUCGUACCGAGUGAUGGUCUUUUGCGCCGGGGACACUUUAGGAAUUCAAGAUGUCGCAUUUCCUCACCAGUCAGAACUCAAGGUCAACGGCGGCGAGGUCAAGGCCAAUUUGCGCGGCUUGAAGAACAAACCUGGAUCUACUAGACCGGUUGACAUCACAAAAGCGCUUCGCCUUCGUCCGAAAUAUACCAACAACGUUGAGUUCACAUACGCGCUGACAUCCAAGAAUUUCUACCUUGUGAUAAAUGUUUGCAAAAUAACAUCUGUCGAACAACUUGCGGAGCGCAUUGCCAAUGGCAAGAAGAUAUCGAUUGAUUCUGUAAAGCAAGAACUCAACGCCAAAGCACAAGAUCCGGAUGUAGUAGCAACUUCACAGGUGCUAUCUCUCAAAUGUCCAUUGUCAUACAUGCGACUAGCACUCCCUUGCCGUGGGUUGAGCUGCACACACUUGCAAUGUUUUGAUGCCACUUCUUAUCUCCAGCUGCAAGAACAAGGCCCGCAAUGGCAAUGUCCUAUUUGCAACAAGUCCGCCACUUUCGAGCAGUUGGCUGUUGAUGCAUAUGUCAAAGACAUCCUGGAAAAUACACCAAAGAGUCAGGAAACUGUGACCAUCGAGCCCAAUGGUGAAUGGCAUCUCAAGAGCACCGACGACAGUAGUCAGGGGCACACAAAUGGAAACUCAUCUUACGCAAAUGCCUUUGACGAUGACGAUGACGAUCUGGUAAUAUCAGAGGUCAAUUCUAUUGGUCACCGCCGUUUAGAGACGCCCAAAAUCUCUACACCGACCAUUAGUACGCCAGUAACAGCAGGUCGCGAUGUAUCAUCUUCUGCUGGACCAAGGGGCAUAGCAUCUACCAGCGCCAAGCGCCCAAUGGCCGCUAUCAUCGACCUAACGCUAUCUGACGAUGACGAUGAUGAUUUGCCCCCGCCCCCAAAAAGGCAAAACACGUCGAUGAACGGAUACUCAGGCAAUCUACCUAACAACUCUCCAAUCUCGCCAGGUGAUCUCGGGUAUCUUUAG